CCUCAGACGAUGUAGCUCCAACCUAGAAAUAGGCCGAUGGCUUGGAGGAGGAGGCCGUGGCACUACUAGCCACAGACCUCCAAUUGAUUCAUCGUUGCGGGACCUUGACUGCAAAAUAGAUGGCUUAUAGCUCUGUGACGGUCUGAGUUCCAUCAGCUACGAGCUCCGUCAGCUGAGUCGCUGGUGAUACCGCGCUUAGGUUCCCAAACUGCCACAGCGAUGCUCAGUACGAGUCUCUCUAGUCUGCGUGAACGCGAAUCGGCGGGAAAUGGCAGUCAUCUCGGACUUGUUUCGAGUUAAACAUCCCAAGAUUGUGAAAGCUCAUUUUAACUCAUGGCUGCAUCGGGAUUGUGGGCUCAUUAAGUCUGACAGCUGGCAUGCCCCUUCAUUUCGACCUUUUUCCAGCAACAUCCACUUCAAACACUUGCAACAGGGGCAUGGCAAUCGAGAAACUCUCCCUUCUCCAACUGCGGCAAGGCUUGCGCUGGUGCGUCGCAUCACAGCUGCUAGAGCAUCAAAGGUCCCGUCCAAGCCGCAUCUCGCUAACUCCCGAGCGUUGGCGAAUUGCUUUACCUAUCUUGGCCAAUUGGCCAUCUUCCCCUCGUGUUGCAGGAUUGUGCGGUUCGUAAUGCGGUCUCGGCAGUCCCAUCAGGGCGUCUCGUUGGAUCUGUCUUUUCAUGCAUCGCUGCACCACGAGGUGCUGGACCUAUUGAAGCACAAGCAACAACCUUAGCACCCGCUGCCAUGGUUAUAGCAAAUUCAGAAUAUGCAUGCCACGAUUCAUCUCAUCAGCCAAGGUUGGAGCAAUGACGGCGAGCUUUCUAGCCAUUACACCAUGUACUCCAUCACUUCUCGUCAGUCCUCUCCGUAGUGGAUAUCAUAGCAGAGUACAUGGUCUACUGGUCACGAUGACCUUGGUCGGAUUGCUGGAGCUGGACACCGCGUCCCAUCAACCGGCGGCAUACAGAACAGCUCGACAGCCAGUACUACUAGUAUUCAAA
This is a messenger RNA of Pseudovirgaria hyperparasitica, 1001 nucleotides long. RefSeq lists its product as uncharacterized. The transcript has a single exon. The coding region runs from base 269 to 733 and encodes 154 amino acids. The record is from RefSeq and is a predicted model, not a curated record. NCBI's taxonomy places the organism in Eukaryota, Fungi, Ascomycota, Dothideomycetes, Acrospermales, Acrospermaceae.